Paramacrobiotus metropolitanus is the source of this 2932-nucleotide messenger RNA. RefSeq names its product atrial natriuretic peptide receptor 1-like. NCBI's taxonomy places the organism in Eukaryota, Metazoa, Tardigrada, Eutardigrada, Parachela, Macrobiotidae. Bases 20 to 2794 code for a protein of 924 amino acids. Gene Ontology annotation, molecular function: peptide hormone binding; guanylate cyclase activity; ATP binding. The record is from RefSeq and is a predicted model, not a curated record. Gene Ontology annotation, cellular component: membrane. The transcript has 17 exons. Gene Ontology annotation, biological process: receptor guanylyl cyclase signaling pathway; protein phosphorylation; intracellular signal transduction.
GCCGCAGACCUAUCUCCUGAUGCCAAGCGUGACCGGGGGUGGGACGUUCAUCGAUUCCACGGCCAAAUUUCCGUAUAUUACCCGCGUUUCAUAUAACACAUACACACAGUGGGCAUUUUUCGUUAAUAUAUGCCGGAAAUUCAGCUGGACCAACGUGGCCAUAAUAUACAGCCAGGAUAACGAUAUUAAUACGGUCAACAAAAACAGUUUAAUGAAAAAUCUUAACGAUCAUUCGUUAAACCCGAUCGACCUGCCGUUUCCACCUGGCACAAUUCGGAUGGCGGACCAUGCAGAGCAGUACUUGGUGAACGCCAGUCAAGUGGCACGAGUGGUGGUCAUUCUAACGGAUGGCCAGGUCCUGCGCUACUUCAUGCUGUCGGCGAAGACCCUAGGCUUCACCAGCGGCGACUACGCAUUUUUCACGCUUGACCCGUUCCGCGACGAUGCUCUGGGGAAGAACGGUUGGCGCCAAGACGAUACCUUCGACCAGCUCGCCAAACAAGCGUAUCAAGUGCUGUACAUUCUGACACUGCGCGACACCACCGACACCGAUCGCUAUAAAGCCUUCGCCCAGACGGUUAACCGUACCGGGGAGCGGGAUUUCCCGGGGAUGCGUGUGCAGUUGAAUUAUUAUGUAGCGUCGUUCUAUGACUCAGUACUGUUGUUUGCCUCCUCGGUCAAUCGGACGCUGGAACGCAAUCAGUCGAUUGAUAAUCAGGUUAAUGUGGCUGGACUGUCGCAAGCGCAAUGGAAUCGCAGUUUUGCCGGCGCAACCGGCGAUGUGUACAUUAAUCCCCGCGGUGACCGCAAUGACGAUCAUGCCAUUUAUGGAUUCGACGAAGCCACUAAAGCCUACGUUGUUGCGGAAUUUAUCGGCUAUAAAUUCGAGCUGGUCCCCGGCUAUACGUAUGACCCGAUCGCACCGUUCCGCUGGCUCAAUCCGACAAAGACUCCACCCGCCAAUGAACCGUAUUGCGGAUAUCUUGGUGACAAACCGGUGUGCGACACGUCCGGCCAAACCAUGGGCAUCGCGUUGGGCGUGGUGGCCGCAUUCUUAUUGGCCGCGGCCGUGGUUAUCUCCUUUCUGUACCGGUACUACACCCGUCGUGCCGAACUGGCCCAAAUGGAUCUUCUCGGCACCUGGGACGACAUCAAAAAACCUCAAAUCUUUCUUCCGCGCACUCGCGGUACCGCCCGCAGCCAGCCGGGGGUGAAUGACAGUCAUAUCAGUCUGCAAGUGCGCUCCAUGUUCAACGAUAUGAGCAAGUUUUCCGACCGCACCGUGACGGCGCUUUUCAAGGAAGUCAAGGUGAUGCUACGUGUGUGUGAAGUGCAGCAUGUGCCCAUGAAUAGUGUGGUACUUAAGGAGGUCCGGACGGUGCGCUCCGUUAACCACGAGAAUGUCCUGGCAGUGUAUGGGCUGUGUCCGGGACCGGGCCGGGCGGUGGUUAUGUAUAAUUACUGCUCCAAAGGAAGCCUCAGUGAUCUGCUAGCCUCGACGGAUGUAAAGCUUGAUUGGAUCUUCAAGUUCUCCUUCAUAAAAAAUAUCCUGCAUGGCCUGGUGGCCAUUUCCAGCAGUCCGCUGAACGUCCACGGACGUUUAACGUCGAAAUGCUGUUUUGUCGACGCGCAUUUUAUAGCGCGCGUUGCCGAUUACGGGCUGCCGUCCUUUUUCGCCCGCACGCCGCCGUUGAACCAGGACAGUGCUUUUUGUUCCACCCUUUUCUGGACAGCACCAGAACUGCUCAGCCGGCCAUUUGCCGGUGGCACUCCGGAGGGUGAUGUGUACUCGUAUGCGAUUAUUCUAUCGGAAGUGGUUAUGAGGGAAACGCCUUUUCAUUCAAUGGGCAUGGAACCAGAGCAAAUUAUCGCGAAAGUUGGUCAGAAAUCCUAUAAACCCUUCCGGCCAAAAUUCGACGCCAAUGAAUGUGCGCCGGAAAUUGCUGUUUUGAUGAAGCAGUGCUGGGCGGCCAAUCCUAUGGAGAGACCGCGGCUGGCGCAAAUACGCAGCGCCAUUAAAGACAGCGAAAGAAACAAUAACGAGCAAGGAAGCAUUUUGGACACAUUGAUUCGCAGGAUGGAGAACUACACCCUGGACUUGCAAGCCAUCGUCGAAGAAAAAGCCGCUCAGUUCCAAGUGGAGAAGGAGAAGAGCGAACAGCUGCUCAACCAAAUCUUGCCCAGAGUUGUUGUGGAACAACUAAAACGCGGCGAACAAGUGCAGCCAGAGGAUUUCGACAGCGUCAGCAUCUUCCAGAGCGACAUUGUCGGCUUCACUACCAUCUCAUCGCAGAGCAGUCCCACGGAAGUAGUGGCGCUGCUCAAUGACCUUUAUACGGCGUUUGACGGUGCCAUCAUGAAGUUCGAAGCAUACAAAGUAGAAACCGUCGGGGAUUGUUAUGUGGUAGCAUCUGGUGUACCGGAGCGUAACGGGAACAAGCACGCACGGGAGAUCUGCCGGCUAGCUCUGAUGCUGCUGGAGCAGAUUAAAGCCUUCCGCAUGCAACACCGGCCGAACGAGAAACUACGGCUACGCUUGGGAGCACAUACAGGUCCUGUUGUGUCGGGAGUGGUUGGGCUGGUGAUGCCUCGCUACUGUUUAUUUGGCGAAACGAUGACUAUAGCCGCAAAAAUGGAAUCUUCGUCGCAGCCUAUGCGAAUACAGAUUAGUUCGGCUUGUGAACGCCUACUCCAGACCGUGGGAAUGUUUGAAACGGAAAGCCGAGAUCUUCCUGUUCAAAUCAAGGACGGACUGCAGAUCCCCACGUACUGGCUGAACAGGGAAAUUUUGUAACGAAACGGUCGCUUAUUUUGUCGUGGAAAGUUUAGCCAAAUUGGUUUUUAUUAAAAAAACUGGAAGCGACUAUUGUGCGAUAAUCAUGCAAGCUAUUCGUUGCAAACCUCUAAUAAAUUAUUUGAAAAAUGUUUGAUG